This is a messenger RNA of Phytophthora sojae, 462 nucleotides long. RefSeq lists its product as hypothetical. Lineage: Eukaryota; Oomycota; Peronosporomycetes; Peronosporales; Peronosporaceae. The transcript has 3 exons. Bases 1 to 462 code for a protein of 153 amino acids. The record is from RefSeq and is a predicted model, not a curated record.
AUGCAAAGCAGUGAAGCUCGAUACGAAGUCGACGGGGACGCCAUCAUGCAGAGUGUUCAUCAGCCGGUGUUCGAGUUUGUUCAAGCGCCCAGACUGGCCGACUGGAGCCAGGAUGCGGUCGUGAGCUGGAAGAGGAGGUGGGAUCAGUACGUGGGUAUUGUCCGCCAACGCUGUAUGGAGAGCGGCGAGAGAGUGGAAGUUGCUCUACGCUCGGUCAAGAACUGCAUUGAGCCGGAGCUUCUCGAAGCACUGUGCCUCUACGAGCUACGCAAGUCUGUCGACGAUGCGACAAGUGAAGAACUAGUUGACCUUCGUGAAGAUGGUAUUGACGCCAGAGUGCUGAAGUAUUACCGCGACUUUGCAACUCUCAUUAAGGAGAACGGGUUGAGCCAAAUCCUCGGAGUAGGUAACCCUGCGGAUAGCGGCCGAAGAUGCUUCGAGAUGAUGUUCGCCGGCAUGUGA